This is a messenger RNA of Pocillopora damicornis (cauliflower coral), 3531 nucleotides long. Its product is annotated as carboxy-terminal kinesin 2. The record is from RefSeq and is a predicted model, not a curated record. Gene Ontology annotation, molecular function: microtubule binding; ATP binding; microtubule motor activity. Gene Ontology annotation, biological process: microtubule-based movement. NCBI's taxonomy places the organism in Eukaryota, Metazoa, Cnidaria, Anthozoa, Scleractinia, Pocilloporidae.
AACCCAAAUUUAGGGGUAGACGUGAAAAUAUUUGUUAUUUUAUCCUGUUUGUUUUAGGAGUGUCUGAGAAUGGUUUUGAAUCAUGGGCCUAAAAGGUGUUGUUAUGCCUGUUAAAAGGUAGGCUAUUGAAUUUAUUCAGCUUUCUGGUAUACAAGUGUCAUAUUUCCAUGUUUCGUUUCUUUUUCCAAUCAAUAGCAUCCAGAGUUCCUUGCGCCGUUUGCGGGAAGUUCAAAUUUCUAAACAACCAAUCAGAUCAUCGGACUUUCGGUUGCAAUCUGCAACGUAUUGAUGGAAGAGUAGAUCGAACACAAAAUAACGUGUUAUUUACCGAUCGCCUCUGUUUUUUUUGCUUCAGCUUUAUUAUUGGUUUUUGCUAGUGACAGUCUGAUUUCUACAGUUUGUUUUGAUAUUAAAUAUUUUUAUAACCGCUGGUUCCAGUUCAAGAAGGACUAAAAAUGGAUCCUACAGAAGUCCAAGUGCGUUCUCCAUUAUCAACUCAAGAUCAAAAUAUAAUGGCUAACAAACAAAUUGGCAAACCUCAAUUUGUCAGCAAACUGAGGCCUCCAUCAGCUGUUAAGAGGCCUCGUGAACAAGCUUUCACUAAAGGAGUACCACCAAACUGUGAACCUGCAUCCAAAAUGAAGAAAUCGUCAUCACAAACCUCUUUAAAGUCUGCACCACAGGACAAAACAGUAACAACAAAAUCUACAGUUUCGUCAACUUUAAGGAGGCAAACCUCAGCCAGCACUGUAAGACGAGGUACUUCCACUCAGGCACGACCAGCCGCUGCGAAUCUUUCUGCUGUUACCAAAAGACAAACAAUAGCAACAGCAGCUGCAAAUGUAAAUAAAAAUGCCAGUUCAAAGGGUUCUGCCACAGAUUCAUUGAUGGGAGCAAAAGGAAAGAAAAGGCCUGCAUGGGACUAUAAAGGAAGACUGGAGGAUAUGGAAGGGUUGAUGGCAAAAUCCAAGUCCUUCAUGGAAAACAUGACAAAGACUAUUGGAGAUAAUCAGGAUAGGAUAGGUUUUCUGGAAUCUUUAAACAAACAACUGGAGGGUACUGUGCAAGUUAAACAUCAACAAACUGAAGAGGCCUCAGCCAAAAUACAGGAUCUUCAGAUAAAACUAACAAGCGCUGAGGAGGAGGUAAGGUCUCUUCAGUUGAAGCACGAGUUUGAGAUAGAAGUGGAGAAAAAUGCCAAAAAAUGCCUACAGCGGGAGAAAGACGGUUUAGAAAACGAUCUUCACAUUUCCAAGCAAGAGAUCAUAGCCUUAAAGUCGACUGUAGCUAAAAUGACAGCAGAUUCACUCGGAAUAAGCACGGAACUACAGGCUACCAAGGUUAAUCUCGAAAAAACGAUCGCCGAGAGCCAACAGAAAAGCGACAUCAUCGCAAAACUCGAAGACACCAUAAGAGGACUUCAAGACAACAUGGCGGCUCUAGAAUCUAAACUGCGCUCUGAGGAAACCAUAAGGCGCGAACUUCACAACACCAUCCAAGAGCUGAAGGGUAACAUACGGGUAUUCUGUCGGGUACGGCCCAUGCUGGCAUCAGAAGAGAGUCAGCGAUCGUGUGCGUUUUCUUUUGGGCAAGACGAGAGAGAACUGGUGGUGGAAUCCACGUCACUGAAUGAGACUAUUUGCGGGAAUAAGAAAGCCGCACCCAAACAUGAAUUCAUGUUCGACAAAGUGUUUACGCCUUCUUCAAGCCAAGGAGAUGUCUUUGGUGAAAUCUCGCAGUUGAUUCAGUCAGCCCUGGACGGUUACAAUGUGUGUAUAUUUGCUUAUGGACAAACGGGCUCAGGAAAAACUUUCACCAUGGAGGGAAACCACGGAGAUCAUGAGGCAAAGGGAAUGAUCCCACGGGCCUUGGAACAAGUGUUUCGGACAUCCCAAGACCUCAGAGAAAAAGGUUGGCAGUACACGAUUGAAGCCAGCUUCCUGGAAAUUUACAACGAGACUAUCAGGGAUCUGCUGGGAUCUGGUGAUUCUAACACCAAGCAUGAGAUCAAAAUAGUGAAUCCCAGUAACACCGGAGGGGCUUGUGAGGUUACUGUCACGAACGUUAAGACUGUGACUGUCACGUCAGAAACACAGGUAUACAGUCUUCUGGAAAAAGCGACUCAGAACAGAGCCGUAGCCGCCACUCAGUGUAAUGAGCGAUCAUCCCGAAGUCAUAGCGUCUUUCGACUGAAACUUGUCGGCGAAAAUCAACUCACCGGUGAAAAAUGCCAAGGGACUCUGAAUCUUAUUGACUUGGCAGGAUCUGAGCGGUUGAGUCAGUCUUGCUCGACUGGAGAACGUCUCCGUGAAACGAAGAACAUCAACAAAAGUUUAAGCAACUUGGGAAAUGUAAUCAUGGCUCUCGCCAAUAAAGAGCAACAUAUUCCGUACAGGAACUCCAAACUGACCUUCCUACUACAAAACUCCCUGGGUGGAAACAGCAAAAGUUUGAUGUUUGUAAACAUUUCACCCAAGGAGGAAUCACUGCAAGAAACUCUUUGCUCUCUUCGCUUUGCUACCAAGGUGAACCAAUGUAAUAUCGGAACUGCACAGAAGAAGGUUCUCAAGUAACUCACAGACCCUGGGGGAAGAAAACCAUCCUCAAGUAAUCCUAUCAUGUUUUUUUUUUUAACUGUGCAAUCAUUUUAAAUACUGCAGAUAAGAGAUUUGUAGGAAUUUCUAACACGGUGUAAAUAUCGCGUUUUAGUUUUCAAGCAGAUAAAGAUUUCCUUUUUAUAAUUGUAAAUUCAUUAAUGAAAGUCCUAGUUUAAACUUGAUUGGGAGGCAGUGUUUCACAGUAACCUCCUCCUGUGACCAUCGAUGCUAUUAUUAAGUCUCUUAGACAUCGGAAUAUGGCUUCAUAUGCAAGUAAUUUUACCCUGAUUUUGAAUGCCAUGAAGUGGUAUGAGCAGCAACGCGAAGUUUGCCUCUGGAGAAGGAUAUAAGCUAAAGAUGUAUAAACUAAACAAUAUAAAUGGUGUCAAAAUGGUUGAAGUAGUUUUUGGUCUAUCGAGUUCAUCGCUUAAAGCUGUUAGGCGAAAUCUUACGACUUCUCCUUGCCCUAGAGGACUGGUGUUAUAAUUUGCUUGCGUUUUUUCUGGGAAGCGGAGGCAAACGCGAAUCAAUAGCGAAGAAUGACCUACCCUUUGUGCAGACCUUGCUCUCGCUUCGCGUUUUCAUCCACUUGCCUUGAUAUCGUUCCCAGGGCUUUUCCCAAUUUUCGAGGGAAUAGCCCCAGAAACAAGGUUGCUGCUUUCAUGGGAAAAACGCUAAAGAAAAGUGACGCCUAUUCUCUUGGCUACGAAUCCGAAGGGGAGGGGAGAUUUUUUUUCAUCCUUUUCGGUUACUUUGAUCACUCAUCUGCAAACUUACCCUCAUCUGUAAGUCCUAAGACUUCCAGACUCCUCUGCCAUACCAAAACCUUUGGUCAGUAAAAACACUGCUUAGAUAGAGGAGCUACUUUAGGUUUAGCAUCUGGAGACAUUAUCAAGUUGACCAUUAAAAUCGUCAUAACUUUUCUACAUUCUUA